Molecule: messenger RNA, 603 nt
Organism: Postia placenta MAD-698-R-SB12
Lineage: Eukaryota; Fungi; Basidiomycota; Agaricomycetes; Polyporales; Adustoporiaceae
Exons: 6
Coding region: 1-603 (200 amino acids)
Biological process (GO): mRNA 5'-splice site recognition; spliceosomal snRNP assembly; mRNA splicing, via spliceosome
Cellular component (GO): nucleus; U1 snRNP
Molecular function (GO): pre-mRNA 5'-splice site binding; zinc ion binding
Source: RefSeq, a predicted model, not a curated record
AUGCCAAAACACUAUUGCGACUACUGCGAUGUCUUCCUGACUCACGACUCCGCGUCUGUGCGAAAAGCACACAACAGCGGUAGGAACCACCUCGCGAAUGUCAGGGACUACUAUGCUUCCUUGGGUCACGACAAAGCUCAGAGCAUCAUUGACCAAAUCACGGCUGCGUAUGAAUCCAGUGGCGGCCCCCCUCCUGGCGGUUUCGGCUUUGGACCUCAACAUCUAGCGCCUCCGGUGCCUUUCGGUGGACCGCCCAUGGGUUACGGAGCUCCGCCAUUCGGUGGUCCUCCUGGACCUCGUCCACCGUUUCCUCCUGGAAUGCCUCCCCCUGGGAUGAUGGGUCCUCCAGGUGCGCCUCCUUUCCCACCGAACGGUCCUAUGCCUCCUCCUGGUAUGGGUCCUCCAGGUAUGGGUGGACCGGGUGGCUUCCCUCCGGGCAUGCCUCCUUUCCCGCCCGGCGGCAGUCCACCUGGUGGCAACUUCAAUGGUCCUCCCAAUGGCUUUCCUCCGUCUCAAGGCCUCCCACAGCAAAAUGGGGAUGCAAAUGGCAUUCCAGGUGGCAUGCAUCCUGACAGAAUGCGGAUGAUGGGUGGCGGGAGGUAA